GGGGCGCCCAGAAUUGCUCAAGAGGCAGAGUUGGACGGAGGCUGAGCGGCCGAAAGGGCAGGCGGUGGAGGCAGUGGGGGUACCAGGAGGAGGAGGAGGAGGCAGCCAGGGCCGGUGGGGGCAGAAGGAGCCCCUGUGGAGGGCCCCUUCCCCGGGGUGCAGGCCAGGUGUCACAAGGGGAGGGGACAUCGGUUAAGAAAGGGCGGCCAACCGGGGAGACCAGCAGGAAAGGAGGUGGGGCGGCGGCCAAGUGGAACGAGGGAGGGUCGGCCCGAGGGGGCCAGAGACGAGGAUGGGGAGAGCAGGCGGGAGGAGCGGAGAGGAGAGUUGAGAAUUGGGGAGCGGAGAUAGAAGCUGGGUGCAGCAGAAGCCCGAGGGCUAAGGACAGGGGUCAUAGCGGUGAAGGAGCACCAAAGGGCGUGAGCAAGGGGCACAGCAGGCGGGGCGCCACAGAGGCCGCGGGGGUGUGGGGAGGCGGCCCAGGAUGCCCGCGCCGCGCGCCCCCGGGGGGCCCCGAGCGCCCGCGGAGCGGAGGCCGCUGCUGGGGCGCAGGCCGCGGGGGCCGCGGCGGUGGCGGCGGGCGGCGGCGGCGGCGGUGCUCCUGGUGGAGAUGCUGGAGCGCGCCGCCUUCUUCGGCGUCGCGGGCAACCUGGUGCUGUACCUCAACAGCCCCGACUUCCAGUGGGCCGGCGAGCAGGCGUCCCGCGCCGCGCUCGCCUUCCUGGGCGCCUCCUACCUGCUGGCGCCCGUGGGCGGCUGGCUGGCCGACGUGUACCUGGGCCGCCGCCGCGCCAUCGCGCUCACGCUGCUGCUCUACCUGGCCGCCUCCGGCCUGCUGACCGCCACCGCCUUCCCCGACGGCCGCCGCUCCUUCUGCGGCGAGGUGCGCCAGGCGCCGCUGGGGCCCUCCUGCCCCGCGCCCGGCUGCCCGCCCAGCUCGCCCACCUCCUACUGCGCGCCCACCCUCUACACCGGGCUGCUGCUGCUCGCCCUGGCCGCCAGCUCCAUUAGGAGCAAUCUCACCUCCUUCGGUGCCGACCAGGUGAUGGAGCUCGGUCGCCAUGCCAGCCGCCGCUUCUUCAACUGGCUUUAUUGGAGUAUCAACGCGGGUGCCGUGCUGUCACUGCUGGUGGUGGCCUUUAUCCAGCAGAACGUCAGCUUCCUGCUGGGCUAUGGCAUCACUGUGGGCUGUGUGGCCUUGGCCUUUUUCAUCUUCCUCUUUGCCACCCCCAUCUUCAUCACCAAGCCCCCCAAUGGCAGCCAAGUGUCCUCUAUGCUCAAACUUGCUCUCCAGAACUACUGUCCCCGGUUGUGGUGCCGACACUUUGCCAGAGAUGCUCAGGAUGCCCAACUGCCUAUCCAGCGUUCUCCCCAGCCCGGCCUGUCCUCCCAGGAGGACGCAGCCAACUUCCAGGGGCUGGUGAAGAUCUUGCCCGUUAUGGUGACUCUUGUGCCCUACUGGAUGGUGUACUUCCAGAUGCAGUCCACAUAUGUCCUGCAAGGUCUUCACCUCCACAUCCCAAACAUUUUCCCAGACCCCCCCGCCAACAGUUCGGUGGCUCUGAGCACCCAGGACAGCAGGUACAAGGUGAGAGACGAGGCAUUGUUUAGCGCCCACCUCAGGACAGUCAGUAUUUUUUCCUUACCUUCUGCCCAAUCACUGGGUACUUAAAUACCCAUCACAUGUCAAACUCUGCCCUGGGCUAAGCUACCUAGAGUAGGCCUCUCUGUAAUCCUUGUUUCUCCCCUACCAGGAUUCCUGGAGAAGGAGCGUUUAGAGUACAUCUAUCACAACCAGACCGUGUCCCAGCAGAUCGGGCUGAACCUGUACUACGCAGCACCACUGUCCAUCUGGUGGCAGAUCCCUCAGUACCUGCUCAUCGGGAUCAGUGAGAUUUUUGCCAGCAUCCCAGGCCUGGAGUUUGCAUAUUCAGAGGCGCCCAGCUCCAUGCAGGGGGCCAUCCUGGGCAUCUUCUUCUGCCUAUCUGGGGUGGGCUCGCUGCUGGGCUCCAGCCUGGUGGCACUACUGUCACUGCCGGGGGGCUGGCUGCACUGCCCCAAGGACUCUGGGAACAUCAACAAUUGCCGGAUGGACCUGUACUUCUUCCUGUUGGCUGGCAUCCAGGCCACCACGGCUCUCCUGUUUGUGUGGAUUGCUCGCCGCUAUGAGAGGGCAGCUCAGCGCCCGACCGCCCAAAGCUGUCCCAGCAGGGACCGGGGCUGAGCACGCCCCCUCCCCUGUUCUGGACACAGACAGCAGCAGCCCUAGCCGGGGUUUCCUUCCCAGUUUAUUCUGUGCCCAACAGUAGGGUGAAAUGUUCCCAUAAAUAAGGGGCAGGGCCCUUCCUCACAA
Molecule: messenger RNA, 2353 nt
Organism: Manis javanica (Malayan pangolin)
Lineage: Eukaryota; Metazoa; Chordata; Mammalia; Pholidota; Manidae
Source: RefSeq, a predicted model, not a curated record